AUGCAUUGUAGCGUGGAGGAUAAUCAGUUUCUAAGAAAAUGUCGGAAGCUAGAAGAUGACAUUCCGUUGCCAAAGAAAGGAACCUGUACGGAAAAUGAAGAGACAUGCGAGAGAUACUGUACCAGAACUACUCGUAGAGAUGAAACUGGUCGAUACAAUGAGCGUCUACCGGUGAAGAACGAAGUUCCCGACGAGAAGAAUUCCUGGCAAACACCUGAAAAAAGAACGUAUUCAUUAGAACGAAGACUGAAGAACGGCAAGCUGAAACAGAAGUACACAGAGGUUACUAAUGAAUAUGUUGGGAUGAAUUUGGAUCACGGUGAAGUUUCUCCAACCGCGGCUGAGAAGAUAUUUGCAGACUUUUAUGUGGACGAUCUCAUGAUGGGUUGUGAAAUUGUCGAUCAGGGGAUUCAACUUUACAGAGAAAUGAAUAUGACAUUUUGCGACAGAAAUGCAAUCUACACGUAUUGCGGCAUCGUACUCGUCGCCAUCAACCCCUACUAUGACUUACCUAUUUACGGCGAUGAAACCAUCAUGGCUUACCGCGGGCAGUCGAUGGGUGACCUGGACCCUCACAUCUUUGCGGUGUCGGAGGAGGCUUUUACUAAGCUCGAGCGGGAGCGACGGGACCAGAGCAUUAUUGUGAGCGGCGAAUCUGGCGCAGGCAAGACGGUAUCGGCCAAAUAUGCGAUGCGAUACUUCGCGGCGGUCGGAGGGAAUGCUAGCGAGACGCAGGUUGAAAGGAAGGUGCUGGCUUCCAGUCCUAUCAUGGAGGCGAUAGGCAACGCCAAAACAACCCGCAACGACAACUCGUCUCGCUUCGGCAAGUUCAUCGAGAUCCACUUCGACAACUCGUACCGGAUAUCCGGUGCCAGUAUGCGGACUUACCUCCUGGAGAAGUCGCGUGUUGUCUACCAGAGCUCCGGCGAGCGGAACUACCACGUGUUCUACCAGCUUUGCGCGGCGGCCGCCAGCUUGCCCGGCCUGCAGCUAGACCACCAAGACUCCUUCCACUACUUAAACCAAGGCGGCAGCCCUGACAUCGACGGGGUCGACGACCUCCGAGCCUUCAAUGAGACCAAAAACGCACUUACUACUUUAGGAGUGACAGAAUCAGAGCAGCAGGAUAUGUUCACGAUCCUGUCCGCCAUUUUACAUUUGGGCAACAUCCAGUUUUACGAACACGACCCGGACGCCGCGCCCGAUACCGAGUGUGAAGACGGCGCUUAUAUCAGUUCAAACGACAAGCACCUGGCGAGGGUAUGUUCACUGCUGGGAGUGUCGAGCGUGGAACUACGGCGUUGGUUGACGCACCGCCGCAUCACUUCUGCUCAUGAGGUCAUAGUGUCCCGUACGGACGUAUCCCGUGCGAUGUUCUCACGGGACGCGCUAGCGAAGAGACUAUAUGGAGAAUUGUUCGCGUGGGUAGUCUGUGCGGUCAACAGGGCGCUCGAUACGGGACACGCUAAGAAGCACUUUAUUGGUGUGCUGGAUAUCUACGGCUUCGAGACGUUCGAGAUCAACUCUUUCGAGCAGUUCUGCAUCAACUACGCCAACGAGAAGCUGCAGCAGCAGUUCAACUCGCACGUGUUUAAGUUGGAGCAGGAUGAGUAUAUCAAGGAGGAGAUAUCCUGGAAAAUGAUAGACUUCUACGACAAUCAGCCGUGCAUAGACCUGAUCGAAGACAGGCUGGGAGUGCUAGCGCUCCUGGACGAGGAGUGCCGAGUGCCGCAGGGCUCCGACGGUGGCUUCGCGGCCAAGCUGCACGACAAGUGCGCUAAAUACCCGCACUUCUUGAAGCCAAGAUUCGGGGCAUCUGCCUUCAUAAUCAAGCACUUCGCCGACAACGUAGAGUACCAAGCCGGCGGUUUCCUAGAAAAGAACCGCGACACAGUAUCCGCGGAACAGUUGGAGUGCGUGCGAGCGGCGUCCUGCCGCCUGUUGCGAGCCGUUUUGCCGCCGGAGCAGGACGCCGCCGUCGCUUCUGCCACGCUGCCGCUACGCCGCCGAAACGCACCCGCACCUUCACCCAGUCUUACGCAACCGCCGCGCCGAGCGUCCGGCGGCAAACAGACAGUGGGCUCCCAGUUUCGGGCUUCCCUGUCCGCCCUCAUGGCAACCCUGUCUGCCACCACGCCGCAUUACGUGCGCUGCAUCAAGCCCAACGACACGAAGGAAGCCUUCCGCUUCGACCCGGCGCGGGCGGUGCACCAGCUCAGGUGAGACAACAGUGUCACAGUGUCAC
Ostrinia furnacalis (Asian corn borer) is the source of this 2245-nucleotide messenger RNA. RefSeq names its product unconventional myosin-Vb-like. Gene Ontology annotation, molecular function: actin filament binding; ATP binding; microfilament motor activity. Lineage: Eukaryota; Metazoa; Arthropoda; Insecta; Lepidoptera; Crambidae. Gene Ontology annotation, biological process: actin filament organization. Gene Ontology annotation, cellular component: myosin complex; actin cytoskeleton; cytoplasm. The record is from RefSeq and is a predicted model, not a curated record. The coding region runs from base 1 to 2223 and encodes 740 amino acids. The transcript has 13 exons.